Messenger RNA from Amborella trichopoda, 1530 nucleotides. Its product is annotated as ankyrin repeat-containing protein At2g01680. Gene Ontology annotation, molecular function: protein binding. Gene Ontology annotation, cellular component: plasma membrane. Lineage: Eukaryota; Viridiplantae; Streptophyta; Magnoliopsida; Amborellales; Amborellaceae. The record is from RefSeq and is a predicted model, not a curated record.
AACGUGUAUAUAUAUACAUAGAGAGAGGUCCUUUCAAUUCGUAUUAACAGGUAGAGAUAGAGAGAGAUCCCUUGCAAUUCUUCCUUGGAACAAUGGACCUGAGGUUAUAUGAGGUCUGUGAGACCGGCAAUUUCACGGCCUUCCAAGGAUUGAUUGAGGAAGACAAGUUCAUCUUACGCGAAGUUAUGCCUUUGUCUGGUGACACCUGCCUCCAUGUAACCGCAAGGUUUGGGCAUGCUACGAUCGCUGGAGAGAUCCUCAAUCUCAGGCCAGAUAUGGCACACGCAGUAAACCACGAAGGUCUCACCCCCAUGCACCUAGCUGCAGCCAAUGGGUGCAGAGAAGUUUACGAAUUGCUUCUUAGGACCAAUCCCGGCAAGCUUUGCUUCCUUAGGGACAGAGAUGGAAGGACCCCCGUCCAUUAUGUAGCCAUGAAUGGGGACUACUCAAUGUUCUCAAGCGCAAUGGUUCUUUGUCCCCAAUCUACCACAAGUUUAACUGAUAAGGGUGAGACAGUUUUGCUUCUAUGUGCAAAAUACAAUAAAUUUGAGUUCCUGAACGUCUUGAUCUCAUUCCCCCAAGAUAAGGAGUCUGUGAUUGAUCUAAUUCAUGUACCAGAUAACCAUGGGAACACUCUCAUUCACUUGGCCAAAGUGGCCGGACAACAUGCGCUCGUAACGUAUAUGGAAAGCCGAGCAAAUACAGAGGACCAAACGCGACCUCCGAACGACCGGUCAGUAGAGGAUCUACAAAGCCAAUCUCAGAGAAACCAAAAUCAGCCUGAAAAUAGAGACAAAGCAGAAAAAGAUGGCCAUUUUCAAGAACAAUGGCUUGAAGGCAUAAAGAGCUCUAGGGGUACAACUUCAGUGGUUGCUGCGCUAAUAGCCACUGCAUCCUUCGCUGCGGGAAUUAGCCCUCCUGGUGGCGUUAACAGUGACGGAGCAGCCGCAGGCACAGCUACUAGGGCACACACCGCAGCUUUUAAGGUGUUUGCAGUCGUUAAUGGCCUAGCACUUCUUCUCUCUCUCACCAUUCUCAUACUUGACAUUGUCGUCAUACCAUACCGCCCUGGACCACUUACGAAGCUAGCAGUCAUGACGAGACGUAUAUUGUGGGCAGCGGUCGCUAUGUUAUUGGUCGCCUUCAUGGCCGCAGCAUGGAUUGUCAUGCCGCAUGUGGGAGCCCAUGGCUGGGUGGCGUGGUGCCUCAUGUCAUUGGGGUUGCUCGUAUUUUUCUUGCUAGUGUUCUGUUUGAUCGCGAUGACGCGCUUCCUUUCCGACACAACCAUUCCUUCUUGCUCUUCUGACACAAGCGAGCCUUCUGGUUUUGCAGUGGUGGCUGAGCUUAACAGACGGAAAGAGUACAGCGCUACGCAGCUGGCAUGAUGACAUGAAGAACAUAGUCGUUGUUGUUGUUUCUUUAAUUCUAUUUGCAGUUACUACAAUUUUAUAUAAGUUCUUGCGAGGCACUCGUAUUGUGCAAACUUCUGUGUUCUGCUCAAGUUUAAUUUUUACUCAAAUUCCAGACUGU